This is a messenger RNA of Caenorhabditis elegans, 2130 nucleotides long. RefSeq names its product Acyl_transf_3 domain-containing protein (gene oac-49). The record is from RefSeq and is marked reviewed. The transcript has 11 exons. Gene Ontology annotation, molecular function: acyltransferase activity, transferring groups other than amino-acyl groups. Lineage: Eukaryota; Metazoa; Nematoda; Chromadorea; Rhabditida; Rhabditidae. Bases 16 to 2082 code for a protein of 688 amino acids.
CUUUUUACGCCAAAAAUGCGCGAAAAACCGCCAAAAAAUGUGGAUCUUCAAGGAAUCCGUGGUAUUUCUAUAAUUUCUGUGCUGGUUUUCCAUUUUUUCCCGACUCAGUUUCCAAAUGGCUAUUUGGGAGUGGAUCAAUUUUUUGUCCUAUCCGGCUACCUAAUGUGCAUGCUGCUCCAAAGAAGCGACCAAGAGAGCCCCUGUUCCCUAGUUACAUUAUUCUACUCAAAACGACUAAAAAGAAUACUCCCAUUGUACCUUUUUGUAAUUUUUUUGGAAUUAAGUAGUCUGUACAUGGUUUUCCCGACGACUUCUGUAAAGACUAAUCAGAAAUCUGCGUCUCAGGCGUUGAUUUUCAUGUCGAAUAGGCCAAAAACGGCGGAAGAGGAUUAUUUCCAAAUGCUCUCCAUCGGAAUAGACAUAUUCACACAUACAUGGUCCCUAUCAGUUGAGGUUCAGUUCUACCUACUCAUCCCAUUUUUGUACCUAAUUGGAAGAAAUUUUAAUAAAAACUUGCAGUUUUUGUACUAUUUGACCCUUGGCUGCACUUCAUACAUUUUUCAUGCAAAUUCUUCCUCUACUGUGUCUUUCAAUAGCGUUUUUGCAAGAAUCUGGCAGUUUUUGAUAGGAUUCCUAGCUUUCUCGUUCGUGUCAGAAAACGACGGAUGCUGUCAGUAUAAGCUUGUCACAGAAAGUGAUGAAGACUUAGAGGAAAGUCAACUUUUGGAGGAAAAAGAGGAGGAAAUCGAAGAAAUUGAUAGAAAAAUUGGGGAGAAAUCCCUAUAUUUUUGCCAGGUUCUACUGAUUUUCGCCACUCUUUUGCCUAUUUUCUGUUCAAUUCCGUUGAGUUCCAAGGUUGUGAGACCACUAAUCACUAUUUUCACUGGAUUUCUUAUUGGAAUCUCCAAAAACUACAGUAAUCUUAUUCUAUCCAAUAGAUUUCUAGUGUACUUUGGCGAUAUUUCCUAUUCCUUGUAUUUGGUGCAUUGGCCAAUUUUUGCUCUAUGGAAGUUGACGGAAAAUGACGAUGAAAUUGCACUUUUUCUAUCACUUUUUGCUUCCAUUUGCAUUGCUACAAUAAUUCAUGAAACUUAUGAAAAAUGGUACCUACAAUUGUGCUCCGCGAGCAUCGGAAUUCUCACUAUCAGUUUUUUCAUUGCAAAUGUGGGAUUGAUUGAGAAAAAUGCGAUUAUUGAUCAAUUUUUUGGCGGAAAUUCAAAAAUUCGGGGAAAUUUGGAUAAUGUGACAGCGGAUAUGACUAUGACCGACGCACAACGCCUGAACCAUCAAUGGAGUGUGAAUGACUAUGACAAUUUGUAUACGAAUACUUGCAUUUAUGAGGGAGUUGGCACACCUUUGGGCUGGUGCCGGCAUACGGGUCUCCAUGGAAAAUUGAAAAUAAUGACGAUUGGCAAUAGUUGGACCGCAAACCACGCAAAAAUGUUCUACCAAGAAUGCGGGUUUUUGGCGAAAAGUAUCCUGCAAGGCUCUGCAUACGGAUGUGAACCUUUAUAUCCGUCACAUGGAAUUGAUUUGUGUAAAGGAAAUUUUACGGAUUUCGAGGAACAUGUUAGAAAUGAGAAGCCGGAUUAUGCAUUCAUGUUCACCAGAUUCAUGACAAUCGGGGACCCUUUUCCGGAAAACGUGACCAGUUUCGAUGAAGAUCCAAUAUAUCAGAUAAUGAAGUCGCAGGUGCUAAAAUUCAUAUCAAAUAUCAAAUAUAAAAUAUACAUUCUCGAUGCGAUUCCUCGGUUGAACAUUGAAUUUAUCGAGAGAAUUGUGCCUAUGAUGUGGAGAGGAGCUCCGGCUCAGUUUAUUGAUAACCACCUAGUCGAACCAAAACUCUAUCAAAUGGCACGUCGCCGCUAUGCACAACUGGAAAAAGAUUGCUUGGGAAAAUGCAUUUUGGUGGAUUAUGUACCCGAAUUCUGGAACAAAACCACUCAAACUUUCCGAUUUUUCGAUGCAAAAGGGUUUUCCUAUUUUACAACUCCCACCCACCUGUCCCCACAUGGAAUCGAGCAUAUUCGGCAUGUUUGGACGGAUAUUUGUACAAAUUUGAGCAAGAAUUUAUUAUAUUAAUGUGAUUUUUUAAAGAAUUUAAUACAAUUGAAAUACUUUUUUUUGUUA